Molecule: messenger RNA, 3560 nt
Organism: Syngnathus typhle (broad-nosed pipefish)
Lineage: Eukaryota; Metazoa; Chordata; Actinopteri; Syngnathiformes; Syngnathidae
Gene: atg9a
Product: ATG9 autophagy related 9 homolog A (S. cerevisiae)
Exons: 20
Coding region: 407-2977 (856 amino acids)
Biological process (GO): autophagy of mitochondrion; protein localization to phagophore assembly site
Cellular component (GO): phagophore assembly site; autophagosome
Source: RefSeq, a predicted model, not a curated record
CGCUCCAUGCUCGUCAUACCUUUGACGCUAGCAAUCGAGUCGCGGUCUGAAAAACGAAAGCUAACCGCGGAAGACGGGGGCAGCAGAUUGGAAAGCAAAACAUCAAAUUCUCGACGUGCUAAUUCGCUAUUUCGUAAGAGAAUCCGCCGCGAGAAAGGAACGCCGACUGUGUGACUCUUCGCAAGGUGUGGAUAAGGCGGGCCUUUUCGCUGUCAACCACAGCUGAACCAGUUUCACAGCCCCACCUCGCCAAUGUGCCGUUUGUUUACAUCCUCUUCCAAAGAGCACGUCGUCAAAUUAAGGAAUGACGACUAUCCACAGCUGGAGUGGACGCCUUGUGCUGGAAUGGAGGCUGCAGACAGUAGCUGCGGCCGCGGCGACUCAUCACUGACGCCGCUCCCCCACGAUGGCGCACUUUGACACGGAGUACCAGCGCCUGGAGGCGUCGUACAGCGACUCCCCGCCGGGCGAGGAGAACCUGCUGAUGCACGUCCCCGAGGGCGCUAAAUCCCAAUGGCACCACAUCGAGAACCUGGACCUGUUCUUCCAAAGAGUUUAUAAUUUGCAUCAGAAAAAUGGCUUCACUUGCAUGCUCCUGGGAGAGAUCUUCGAGCUGAUUCAGUUGCUGUUCGUGGUGGGAUUCACCGUGUUCCUCGCUAACUGCGUGGACUAUGACAUCCUCUUCGCUAACAAGUUUGUCAACCACACGGAUUCCUCCAAGGUCACGCUGCCUGAUGCUUUUGUGCCGGUGGAAGUGUGCAACGCCCGCAUCCGAGACAACGCGUUUGUCAUCUUUGUGCUGAUCAUUUCCGGAGUGUUUUGGCUCCAUCGCUUGGUGAAAUUCAUCUACAACGUGUGCUGCUACUGGGAGAUCCGAGCCUUCUACAUUCAUGCCUUGAAGAUGACAAUGUCGGAGCUACCGUAUGCAACGUGGCAGGAGGUUCAGGCCAGGAUAGUGGAGAUCCAGAAGGAGCACCAGAUCUGCAUUCAUAAGAAGGAGCUGACGGAGCUGGACAUUUACCACCGCAUCCUCCGCUUCAAAAAUUAUAUGGUUGCCAUGGUGAAUAAAUCUCUACUUCCUGUGCGCUUUCGACUUCCACUUCUUGGAGACGUUGUGUUCUUCACGCGCGGCCUCAAAUACAACUUUGAGCUGAUCUUCUUUUGGGGACCAGGCUCGCUGUUUGAGAACGAGUGGAGCCUGAAGUCUGAGUAUAAGAGAGGAGUAAACCGUCUGGAGCUGGCCGACAGACUGGCGUCGCGCAUCCUGUGGAUCGGCGUGGCCAACCUCCUCUUGUGUCCCGUCAUCCUCGUGUGGCAGAUCCUCUACGCUUUCUUCAGCUACACAGAAGUGAUCAAGCGAGAGCCCGGUUCCCUCGGGGCGCGAUGCUGGUCUCUGUACGGCCGAUGCUACCUGCGCCACUUCAACGAGUUGGACCAUGAACUCAUGUCCAGGCUUAGCAAAGGCUACAAGGCUGCAUCCAAGUACAUGAACUGCUUCCUCUCACCUCUGCUAACUGUGGUGGCCAAGAAUGUGGCUUUUUUCGCCGGCUCCCUGCUGGCCGUUUUGAUCGCGCUGACCAUCUACGACGAGGACGUACUCGCAGUUGAACACGUCCUGUCGUCGAUCACGCUGCUGGGGGUGUGCAUCACCGUGUGCAGGUCGUUUAUCCCUGAUAAGCACAUGGUGUUUUGUCCCGAGCAGUUGUUGCGAGUCAUCCUGGCUCAUAUUCAUUACAUGCCUGACCACUGGCAGGGCAAUGCCCACCGAUAUGAAACAAGAGACCAGUUCUCGCAGCUCUUCCAGUACAAAGCCGUGUUUAUACUCGAAGAGCUGCUGAGUCCAGUGGUGACUCCCAUCAUCCUCAUCUUCUGCCUGAGGAGGAAGUCAUUGGAGAUCAUCGACUUUUUCCGAAAUUUCACCGUGGAGGUGGUGGGUGUGGGAGACACUUGCUCAUUUGCUCAGAUGGACAUCAGGCAGCACGGCCACCCUGCGUGGAUGUCCGAGGGGAAGACCGAGGCAUCCAUCUACCAGCAGGCUGAGGACGGCAAGACAGAGUUGUCCCUGAUGCACUUUGCCAUCACCAACCCGCAGUGGCAGCCUCCCCGGGAGACCACACACUUCAUCAGCCAGCUGAAAGAAAGAGUUCAGCGAGAGGCCACCGGCGCUUCCUCAGACAUGCAUCCGCCCUCGCUCUCCGAAUCGCAACCGAGGAGCCUGAUUGCCAAUUUUUUGACAGCGCCGUCCGCUCAGCCCUCGGUUCAUUUUGGCCGGGAUGGUUCACUGAGCGGUCAGGUGGCGGCGGCCAGCGACGCCGUGGCGGCCUUACGCUCGCUUUCCCCAAUCAGCAGCAGUCUUCACCUAAGGGGCAGCUUCAGUGGGGCUUACAGGACUGCCGGGAACGCCUCCGCCACGAGCAGGACCAUGGCAGGCUCUGGGACGGACGCCCGAACGAUGAGCUCAGGCAGCAGUGCAUGGGAGGCUCAACUCACCAGUUUGGUCUUGUCCGAGUACGCCUCCACGGAGAUGAGCAUUCACGCACUUUACAUGCACGAGUUGCACAAACAGCAGUCCCGUGGCAAUGCGCUCUCCCGGCACACGUGGCACAGGCAGGAGAGCGACGAGAGCAGUGACAGCAUCCCGGACGAGGUGAAGAGCGUGCCCGGCUCGCGCUAUAAACACCUACCACGCUCGCACACCUUCCCUACCACGGUGCCCAGCCCCACCGCCAUCCCUACUUCGGCUUCUGAUGGCGCCGCCGCCGCGGGCCCGGAGGGGACGGCGUCACAACAGGGCGGCAGCAACCGGUGGCCGUACGCCGAUAUUUUAUGUACAGGGGGGAAGGUGACGAGGUCCGCUCGUGUUCCGAUGGGUGGCUGGGCAGAAGAGUCGCACCAAUUGGCACCACGCCGCCACGAGUCACUACCGGAGGAGAGCUCGGAGGAUGAGUUGCCACCGCACAUCCACAAGGUUCGUUAGCUACGACGUCAGAUCAACCAGUGGAUUCCCUUCAACGACACCUAAACACGCCACCUUUUGACUGGACUUUUCUCUUUGACUCUGAUACUAAAAAUAAUAAUGUAAGAAUGGACCCUGAAUUGACAUUUUGCAUGAGAUAGUUCAAGGUCAGCGUUAUUUUAAAAAAGACGGUGAGUUAUACACACUUGGUGUGAAACGAUAACAGAUCCAGGUGGUUUUUGCUACAAGUAUCUUGAACUAAGGUCAUCAUGAACAAUUCUCAGUUUAUGUCGGUAAUGCUAACCAAGAGAAGAAGAGUUAUUUCAUCGUAGCAUUAGCAGCACGACUCGAACUGUCAUCAAUUCACCAUUCUUGAUACACUUGAAUGACUUGCAUGUGUCGCCUGAACGUUUACGAUUUUAUUUUAUUUUUUAAAUUAUGUGACUCACAAAAGGGAUGUGCCAUAGAGAUGAUUGUCAAUCCAAUGAGAUGCUGAAUGUUAUGGGUGUAGUAAAGAGAUUAGUUUUAUGUUGUUCAUAGUUAUUGUAAAAUAAAGAUUUGUACAGAUGUAAAUUCAACCAUUAAACUGACGUAAUCUAAUCGA